CCAUCCAUCCAUCCAUCCAUCCAUCCAUCCAUCCAUCCAUCAUCCAUCCAUCCAUCCAUCCAUCCAUCCAUCCAUCCAUCCAUCAUCCAUCCAUCCAUCCAUCCAUCCAUCAUCCAUCCAUCCAUCAUCCAUCCAUCCAUCCAUCCAUCCAUCAUCCAUCCAUCCAUCUAUCCAUCAUCCAUCCAUCCAUCCAUCCAUCAUCCAUCCAUCCAUCAUCCAUCCAUCCAUCCAUCCAUCAUCCAUCCAUCCAUCCAUCAUCCAUCCAUCCAUCCAUCCAUCCAUCCAUCAUCCAUCCAUCCAUCCAUCCAUCCAUCCAUCCAUCCAUCCAUCCAUCCAUCCAUCCAUCCAUCAUCCAUCCAUCCAUCCAUCCAUCCAUCCAUCCAUCCAUCCAUCCAUCCAUCCAUCAUCCAUCCAUCCAUCCAUCCAUCCAUCCAUCAUCCAUCAUCCAUCCAUCCAUCCAUCCAUCCAUCAUCCAUCCAUCCCUCCAUCCAUCCAUCCAUCCAUCCAUCCCACCAUCCAUCCAUCCAUCAUCCAUCCAUCCAUCCAUCCAUCCAUCCAUCAUCCAUCCAUCCAUCCAUCCAUCAUCCAUCCAUCCAUCCAUCCAUCCAUCCAUCCAUCCAUCAUCCAUCCAUCCAUCCAUCCAUCCAUCCAUCCACCCAUCCAUCCAUCCAUCCAUCCAUCAUCCAUCCAUCCAUCCAUCCAUCCAUCCAUCCAUCCAUCCAUCCAUCAUCCAUCCAUCCAUCCAUCCAUCAUCCAUCCAUCCAUCCAUCCAUCCAUCCAUCCAUCCAUCCAUCCAUCCAUCCAUCCAUCCAUCCAUCAUCCAUCCAUCCAUCCAUCCAUCAUCCAUCCAUCCAUCCAUCCAUCAUCCAUCCAUCCAUCCAUCCAUCCAUCCAUCCAUCAUCCAUCCAUCCAUCCAUCCAUCCAUCCAUCCAUCCAUCCAUCCAUCCAUCCAUCAUCCAUCCAUCCACCCAUCCAUCCAUCCAUCCAUCCAUCAUCCAUCCAUCCAUCCAUCCAUCAUCCAUCCAUCCAUCCAUCCAUCCAUCCAUCCAUCCAUCCAUCCAUUCAUUAAUCCAUCCAUCCAUCCAUCCAUCCAUCCAUCCAUCCAUCCAUCCAUCCAUCCAUCAAUCCAUCCAUCCAUCCAUCAUCCAUCCAUCCAUCAUCCAUCCAUCCAUCCAUCCAUCCAUCCACCCAUCCAUCCCUGUCUCCUUCCUCUGUCCCUCCUUCCAUCCCUCCCAUGUGCUCUGACCGCUCGGAACGUCUCCCUGCAGCUGCGGUACUAUGACAGCCGGAUGGACACGGAGUGCAAAGGAGUCAUUGACCUGGCCGAGGUGGAGUCCAUCACCCCAGGGACCCCCACCAUGGGGGCACCCAAGACGGUGGAUGAGAAAGCCUUCUUCGAUCUGAAGACGACGAAGCGCGUUUACAACUUCUGUGCCCAGGACGUGCCGGGGGCGCAGCAAUGGAUCGACCGCAUCCAGAGCUGUUUGUCGGACGCGUGAGCGCAGGAGCCCCUCUCCGGGCUCGGGGUCCGGGCCCGCGGAGCAGCGGCAGCGCUGGAGCCGGGGCUGGGAUCAGCUGCGGGUGAGGCCCUGGCCUCGGGCGGCCGCGGGGCUGGAGCCGCGGCUCCGCGCUGGGAGGCACUGGUGGAGGAUCCCGACGCGUUGAAGCAGGCCCGGGAUGAGCCGGGACGAGCUGGGAUGAGCAGGAGCUGCUCCGGCUCUGUCCCACCCAGGCCUGUCUGAGCCCUGUAAUUAUUGUGUCCCCUCCGCACCCCACUGCAGCCCCUGCACUGCUGGAGGAGCAGGAGCUGCCCUCCUCGCCCUCCCCAUGGCUUGCAUGUCCACCGAGCACCCAGGGGGACCAGCCCUGCUCCCCAUGUCUCGUAGUGCAGCACCCACCCCGCUCCCACCUUGCUGGGCCCAGGGACCUGCCGCUCAGGUGCUGGUGUUGGUGGGGGUGACGCGUUGAGCACAGGGAUGCGGUGUCCCCUGGGCACUGCAGGCAGAGGGUCCCAGUC
Messenger RNA from Neopsephotus bourkii (Bourke's parrot), 2017 nucleotides. RefSeq names its product splicing factor 3A subunit 2-like. The transcript has 2 exons. Lineage: Eukaryota; Metazoa; Chordata; Aves; Psittaciformes; Psittacidae. The record is from RefSeq and is a predicted model, not a curated record. The annotation marks the transcript as partial.